AUGCUCAUUCUUCUCAUCACUGGCAGCGCAUCGAAGGAGCUGAAGGCGCAGGUGCGCGCGGUGUUGGUCGAUGAAGCGCAACUUUUCAGCGCUUCGGAGGCCUCAGAAGUCGAGAGCAGCAGCGUGUUUGUGCUGUGCAUCGAUGCCGAAGACUCGGCGGUCAUGGAGCCGCUCUACCAGGGCUAUCACUACCGCUUUAUCUGGUCUGCACAGAGCUCGAUGGCGGAGCUGGUGUCGGCCGUGCGCCACCUCCUCGACUCGAUCGCCUCUGCUCAAGCGCACAAAGACAAGCGCAUCGGCGGCUUCUUCAUGAGCACCCGCGGCGCCUCCGAGGCGUCGAACUUCCUGGACGUUGUCCGCGACGGCUUGGCGAGCGACGGGGGGCUGUACAUUCUCAAGCAGAUUCCCACGAUGCCGGACUCGCAGAUAUACUACUUCUGCAAGCAGCGCAACCUCCCCUACGUGGAGGCGGCGGCGAUGAUUCUGGAGCAGCUCGUGGACGCGAGCAUCACCCCGUCCACGCUGUAUCCCUUGAUUCUCCAGGCCUACGACCCUAGUCGCUGGUCCGACAAGGACGACAUAUGCCCCUUGACGCCGCUUCUGAUGAGCGGGGAGACCACGCCGACCAGGGAAGGCGAAGCUGACGCAGUGUACGGCCUCAUCCCGUCCGCCUCCUUCAACGCACCUGAGCGGUGGGCGGCGAAUAUGUCGGUAAUGGAACUUUUCCAUGGCCCCACAGCCGCCUUCAAGGACUUCGCCCUCCAGCUCUUUCCGCGCUGCUUUGGAGCGGCGACUGUCACGGAGGCGAAGGACAAGUACAUCAUCCUCGCCGCCACCUCCGGCGACACCGGCGUUGCGGCGAUCAGCGGUUUCGUCAACGCGGGCGGGCACUCGCAGGUCAUGGUGCUGUACCCCAUGCGUGGCGUCUCGCCGGUGCAGCAGGCGCAGAUGCUCUCCUUCGACGAUGGUACGCAGGUGCGGGCCUACGCGGUGGACUUGAACUUCGACUUCUGCCAGCGCACCGUGAAGGAGUUGUUCUCCAACGCCGCCCUUCGCGACGAACUCGCGGUGGCAGAGCCGACAGCAGUGCGCCUCUCAUCCGCCAACAGUAUCAACUGGGGCCGCCUCAUUCCCCAGGUGGUCUACUACUUCUGGGCGUACCGCCACCACGUGCAGCACCCGCCUGCGGGGUGGGUCUUCGGCGACCCGAUCGAUGUGGUCGUGCCGUGCGGCAACUUUGGCAACAUCCUGAGCGGCUACAUCGCCAAGAUCAUGGGGCUGCCCCUGCGAAAGUUGGUUGUCGCCUCAAACCAGAACGACGUGCUCUACAACUUCGUGAAGACCGGCACGUACGACAUGCGCAACCGCACUCUGGCGGUGACGUCGUCGCCGUCCAUCGACAUCUUGAAGGCCUCCAACGUGGAGCGUUUCCUGUACCUUCUGAGCAACGGCGACACGGGUCUAGUGGAGCGGCUGAUGAACGAGCUGGACACGAAUGGUGUCUUCACCUUACCAGACGGCGUGCGGGCAGCGAUGCAGGCCGUCUUUACCGCUGGCCGCUGUAGCGAGGAGGACUGCGCGGCGACCAUUAAAAGCGUCUUUGAGCUAUCUGGCGGCUCGCGGCUGCUCGACCCACACACCGCCGUCGCCGUCUUCGUUGCUCAGCAGUUCCGCGAGGAGGAACUCCUGAGGCGCGACCUCACCAACCCGACGUCCUCCGACACCGGCACCGAUGUGCCGCCGCUAGUAAUCGCGAGCACGGCGCACUGGGCAAAGUUCCCAGCGCCGGUGCUGCACUCGCUGCGCGGCGAGGGUGCUCAACUCGGUGAGCCGGCUCCGUCCGUCGCGGCCGCGAUUCAGGAAGUACGCGCCCUCUACGCAGAGAUCAAGAAAGCGGCCCCGAAGCAGCAGGCGCACCCGGCCCUGUCGCACGCGCUGGAUAUGGCGGAGAAGAUGGCGAAGGAGGUGCGCGCGGUCGGCGCCGAUGUGGCAGCGAUCGAGAAGGAGCUGAGGGAUUUUUCGAAGUGCUAA
Molecule: messenger RNA, 2031 nt
Organism: Leishmania major strain Friedlin
Lineage: Eukaryota; Euglenozoa; Kinetoplastea; Trypanosomatida; Trypanosomatidae
Product: putative threonine synthase
Exons: 1
Coding region: 1-2031 (676 amino acids)
Cellular component (GO): cytoplasm
Source: RefSeq, a predicted model, not a curated record